Messenger RNA from Columba livia (rock pigeon), 9899 nucleotides. It is a transcript of the gene CRYBG3, whose product is annotated as crystallin beta-gamma domain containing 3. NCBI's taxonomy places the organism in Eukaryota, Metazoa, Chordata, Aves, Columbiformes, Columbidae. The coding region runs from base 111 to 7814 and encodes 2567 amino acids. Gene Ontology annotation, molecular function: structural constituent of eye lens. Gene Ontology annotation, biological process: lens development in camera-type eye; visual perception. The record is from RefSeq and is a predicted model, not a curated record. The transcript has 22 exons.
CGCUUCGGAAGAGAAGGGAGGUGUUUGCCGCCGCCGCGGGGACUUGGUGCCGGGUGGCUGCUGGCUGCGGCUCCCGUCCCAUCAGUGUCCCGUUCGGGACGGCAGCGGAGAUGUCCGGCGGGGGCAGCCGGCGGCGGGCCGGCCCCUCCUGGCACAGCACCUUCUCCCGCUUCUUCGUCAGGAGCUCACCCGGCGAGGUGGCAGCGGCGCCGGGGCGGCCGGCGGGCGCGAACAGUUCUGAAAACAAAGGAAAUGAGGCCAUAAAGAGCAACCAAAAGGAAAGCACAACUCUACCUGCAUUUUUGAAGGUUUGUCAAAAUGAAGAGAAGAACCAUUCCACAGAAGAACUUAGCAAGUCUGAAAUCCAGGAGGAGCUGAAAAAGGCUAAUAGCCUUCCUAGUUUGACUCCUGGAACCAAAGCAACCGAUAAAGACAAGCAACCCCGAGAAGGCUUUUUUCAUUUUCUUGGAAGCUUAUUUAACAUUGCAACAAAAUCAUCUUCGGUAGAAUCUAAACCUUCUACCUUCCAAAAUGAGCCCAACAGAUGUGAAAAGGAUUUACAGAACACAAAUACCCUUCCAGAGGACAUGCAGCCAAAGUGUCCAAAAAUUGAAGAACCUAUCUGUUCUACAGCUAGAAUAAAAGAGGAUUCUGUAAAUAAAGAUGGUGCCUACUUAAAUAAUAUUGGAAAAGAUAUCUCACAGGAUCUGCAAGGAAGCUGGAAACGAUCUGCAGAUGCACAAAAGCAGACACAACGGAAGCCAGAAGCACCUGCGGUCACUUAUGCAACAUAUCGAGGUUCUGCAAGGAUUAGGCAGCUACUGAAGAAUCAAUUGGAAAUGGCUGGAAAAGGAGAAGAAAGUACUGAGAACAGAAAUGGUUCAAUGAUCAAAGAAAAUAGAGAAAUCCAAACAACUGUCUCCCCAAAAUCAGAACACUUAAAGGAAAAUGGAGAAGAUGAGGUUAAAGAUCACAAGGAUGAUGUCAUAGUAAAUUCUUCUGCAGCUAAAAUGGGAAUGGCAAAGUCUCAUAAAGCUCAGCAUUGCUUGGGUAGCAGUAAACAUGAAAUAACUUCAAAGACCAAAACUCCACCUACUGAGUCAUCUCAUGAGAUAGACUUAAAACAUACAGCUACGAUAGCUGCAACAACAGUUAAAAGGACAUAUUCACUAGAUUCAUUACUGUCAUCUAGCAGUAGAAACAAUGAGAUCCUAACCAAUUCUACAUUGAUUCAUGUAAGUUCUGCAAGAGAGUUGGUUAGAAAAGAAGCUGGACUGCUGGAAGGAGCAGAAGCUCAGUUUCAGGAAGAGAAAAGUGCCACUUCUGAGUCUGACGAAGAAAAUAAUUGUAGUAAAGCAGCUAAUAAGGAGUCCACAAAAGAAAUGCAGGAUGAUUGUCUACAUUCACCCAAAUCAAAAUAUAAGACAGUUAACGAAGAACUACAGAUGAGUAAGGGAGAAUAUUGCUGCAAUCAUCAAAUGGAUAGUCACUCGGAGAGAACAUUGGAUGUCCAGGUGCAUCAUUCCAGUAGCGCUACAUUUCAGCAACAAGCAGAUCAGCGUACAGUUAGUGUGAGUGACGAUAAUGAUCCAAGACAAAGUGGUAUACAGAAAAUUGUGGCUACUGUGGAAAGAGAGCACAAUUCACAGAACUGUAUUGCUACUGCACUUUUACCUUCUAUUGAACAAGUACCCACUUCACUAAGCGCAGAGUCCAGGGGGGAAAAAUGCAUAUCUGCAGGUAAUCUAACUGCUUCGGUGUCAUCUAUUAAAAACAAUGAAGAUACAGUCAUGGGCAGGGGGACUUGUAAUGAAGAACUGUGUGAGUUAGGGAAAAUAAUACAUGUACAAAAUAAUCACCAGUUGAUCCAUGUGGAGAAUUCUAAGGAUACUGCCAUGCUGCAGACUGGUUUACCUUGUCUAGAAACUGAGAGUGUGGAAACAAUGAAGGUUUUACCUGAGGAUGCAGUGGAAAGCCUUGCCAAUGUUUUGUCAUGCAUACACAGGUGUGAGAGUACAAAAUCUAAUUUUGAUGAGCUGACAGCACCUCUCUCUGUUUCUUCUGAGUCUUCUUUUGAAAAUGGAGACUGUUGUUCAACUUCUCUUCAUCCUAGUUGUAAGACCAAAAAUAAAACUAUAGGGAGAAGAGAAGUCAGUUUAGAAGAUGUGAGAGAGACUGCUUCUUGUCCCGAUCUUGACUGUGAGAAGAACAAAUCCUUUGAGCCUGUAGAGAUGAGCAUCUUGGAAAGCCCAGUUCCUGUCCACGACUGUGGCUGUGUUUCCCUUGAAACUGUUCAAGGCAUUGGUGCCAAAGCAUUAGUUACACUCAAAGAAGAUAACACAGCAAAGCCUGUACCUCGCCCUUCAGUCAGCAUUGACAGGACAGACAAUAAUACUCUUGCUGCUUCUAAACUUGACAAGACUGGUACGACUGAGGUUGCUCUCGUUCCUUCUAAGCAUAAGGAUUGUGUCUCUGAACUUUACUCUAGUAUUUCUAAGUCGCAAGGAAGCAUUCAGGAAGUUUCUCAUUCUGUCUUAAAAUACAGAGAAAGACCUUCAACCAACCAUUCUGCUUUUAUAUGUGAAAAAGUUGUUGAUGUAGACAUAAUUUCUAAAUCUGCACCUGUUUCUGAAGAUAGGUGUAUUAAUUUUUCUUCCAAGAAGGAAAACUGUAGUAACCCUAGGAUAUCACCCACAGUACUAGAUUAUUCGUCUGACAGCCAAGGAAAAACGCCUUUUCCUGCCACUAGCCAUGAAAAUGGCCAGACUGCUAGAUGGCGUGCUGCUUCUGAACAGGACAGCUUUAUUUUUCCACCUGCUGAGUUUAGGAGAAUAAUCCCUGAGGACAGAACGACCGAGGUGCCACCUUGCUCAGGAGACCAAAGAGCUUCAUGCCUGGCUGGCUCUCUGGAACCUGAGCUUACUCCAGCUAUGCUUCCUCUCUCUGCUGCUGGAGUAGAUGUGAGGGGCGUUUGCAUCCCCAGGCCCUCUUCACCUGCUCUGAGAUCCGGAGGAGCCUCCAGCCUUUCCGUUCCUGCCUUGGAAAAGCUGGACAUUGCUCAGGGGAACAGUUAUUCUUCCAGGCCCAGAGCUGGUGAUGAGGCAGAGGAGGCCUCCUCCGCUCAACAGGCUGAUGUCGGUGUCUUGGCAGAGGCAAUGCCAUCACCUGUCCAUCCUUUGAAAUCUUUGGAAAUGGCGUCACAGUCAUUCUGUACUGAGGGUGCGAACAGAAAUGCUGUGGGGCAGGUGAGUCUUGGUUGCCGUGCUUCUGCUGUUUCAGAAGCCCCUUCUGUGAUGCAUGAUCGAACAACUGCUGUACCUUCAGAGUCAAAUGAGCUCUGUUCUGAGGAGAUAUGUGAAGAUGAUGAUGUGAAGGGAAAAGAACAGACUAAAUUCUAUGAUGCGGCUGUUUUGUUUAAAAAGGCUGAGGAAAUUGUGGACUCAGUUUUACACUUGGCUAUAGAAGAAAUAAUAGCAAAACAAGCCAUUGGUGUCUGCCAGCUUUGCAGGAGCAAGGAUGGUUUAAUAAAUACAGAUAUUCUAAAUGAUCGAAAAGUGGGAACAGGACAGCUGGAAGCAGAAGAAAUCCAGUCAGCUGUGCAGUCAUUAAAACAUUUUAAUGAGAGCAGAGGAGGAGGCCCAUCUUCAUUUACAGGACAUGAAACAGUGGAUACAAAUAGUCAAGAUGAAAAGCUAGUAUCUUCCUUCCCUGAUAAAACUGACCUACAUAGUGCACUAGCACUAAAAGCAAAAGAAAUAAUUGAUGAAGUCAUUUAUUCAGCCAAACAAAAACUGGCAUCCAAUCAGUGGCAAGGCAACAAAAGCAAAAGGUCUUUUGAAAAGAUUGAGCCUAAACCUAAGGCAGAAACCCCAAAGAUUUUAAACGUGGAUAUGAAGUUACCAGCCAAAAUACAGGAACCAACAGAGAAGGAGAAAACUCAGCAUGUAGUUGUAAACUGUGAAAAGGCAGAUUGCUCAGGUCUUCCUUUACUUCCAGAUAGUAUGGAAAAUGGCAUAGAUUGGUACCAAAGAGGUGAAAAGAUACCAAAUAAUGCAUUUAUAUGUCAAACAAAUGGAUUUCUACCCACUGGUAGUUUUGCAAAGCCAGAAUCAGAUCUUAUGACACCAGCCACAGAGAAGUAUGAUAGAAAGACGUGUGAACAUCCGGCUGCAGCAGAGUUGUGUGGCAAAGCUGGAGUAUCAGCAACUAGUAGAAAAACUAAUGGAUCUUCACCUUCAAUACAUAGAGACACAACUGUGACUGAAGAGAUGCUUCCGUCAUUGCAGUCAAAAGAUUCAUACAAUAAUACAAAUGUGCCAGAAUGCACAUUGCUGCCAACUGUAAACAUUAAUUUGUCAUCUUCUAUGCCUGAUGAAGAAUGUACUAGCAUGCACAGUGAAUCAAAAGACAAAAGCAGUCCUUGGGGUUUUCUGGAAGGCUGUGCAGAGGACAGUCCAUAUGAUGACUGGGGAAGAGGGGCUGCAGAAGAAGUACCUGCAGAAGUACAAGCAACCUUAGAAGAUUCAAAGGCAGUGGAGAGUGAAGAAAAACUAGCAGAAGGGGCAAGUAAGAUAGCAGAGGUUAAUGAUGGAUUACAAACACAGUUCACUGUACCUGAAUUGUCUGUGAUUGUAGAGGACAGCGAAGGGAAAAACUACUUCAACACCAUUUUUGCCCAAAAUAAUGAGAAUCCGAAGCAGGUACAAAUGGAGGAUCAAGACAUGAAGAGAAACGAUCAGUGUGAAGAAAAUGAUCUGGACUGUAGCAAUAAUGUGAAGGAAUCGACGAAUCUUACAGCCUUUUCUCCACUAAUUGAACAGUGGGAAAACAAUUCUUUUACUAUCAUUUAUGAAAGUGCCCUUCAAACUGAGAACAAGUCUGUCUCAACUGAUGAUAUGCAAACUGGUUCCCUUUCUUCUUCUAUUCUGCCUUUGGAUAAUAUAGGUCAUCUAAUGGGUGAAAGAGCGAAGAAUAAACAUGAGCCAGCCUGUCUUUAUGGGAAGGAUAACAAGUUAACUGAAGCAACAGAUAGUCAUAGCUCAGCGUCAUUUCUGAGUGUAGAGGCCAAGCGCUAUAGAGUAUAUCCUUUCUCUUUGUCUCCAAUAUACGAAGACGACAGCUCCCAAGAAGACUUACUUUCCACAGAUGUGUCGCCAGAAGGCCGUCCUAGUGGAGUGUCUAAAGAUAACAUGGACCAUGCUUCUGUGCUAUCGCUUCUUCAGUCGGUUUCUGAGCGACUACAGUUUACUACUCAGUUCAGUAAAGAGGACGAGGAGGAGGAGGGAGUGGAGGACGAGGAGGAGGGAGUGGAGGACGAGGAGGAGGAAGAAUCAUCAUAUGAAGAAAGUAUGCUUGAUGUUGAGAGACAAGAAGAAUGUAUUUCCACUCAGUGGAGAGGGAAUUUAAAAACAACCCUUCAAUCAAAUGACCAAACUAGAUCUUUGUUUCCUGAACAAUCACCUCUGCUUUCAGAAGAACAGCUUGACUCUAAGGAGCAACCAGAACUGUUUCCAGAUGAGGCUUCUCUCAGUCAAACACCUUGUAAGCCAGUUUCACAGAAAGCUGAUGCUGCUCUGAAGUGUCCUUCAACAAGUGUGUACUACCAGUAUUUGCAAUCUGCCAGCAAUUGCUCCUCUGAAAAGGGAACCAGGUUUGGAAGCAUUCUCCAGGAUAUGUUACAGCCAAAGAUUCACUGGCCUCAGGACAACACCAUGCCAAAACUGGGAGAAGUGUCAGCGAACCUCAUUGACAGGGCAAGUCUCAAAUACAAUCCAAGACCGGGAAAGAUUAUUAUUUAUGAUAUUUAUGGCGAUAAAAGUAAACAAGAAGUUCAUUCUGAUGUGCUAGAUACCACGUCCUGGAUCUUUCCCAUUGGAGCCUUACUUAGGAUAAUUAGAGGAUGCUGGAUUUUUUAUGAGAAGCCAAAGUUCCAGGGUCGGAAAUAUGUACUAGAAGAAGGAGAGACUGUGCUGGAUCACCUUUGGGAUCUUCCAGGCAUGAAACAACGUCGAAGAAACCUCACAGUUGGUUCAAUCAAACAUAUAACAAAGGACUGUGGUGUUCCAGAGGUAGAGUUCUGCCUGGCAGCUGGCGGUACAGAGGCACUUCCAAUCUGCAUACAGAGUGCAGUUGCCAAUUUAGAAGAACUGGAUGUUGAGAAAAACCCUUAUAUAAAAGUCAAAUCGGGAGUAUGGCUUGCUUAUUCAGACUUUAAUUACAAGGGAGAGAUGAAGGUUUUGGAAGAAGGCGAUUCACCAUCUGAAAUUCCUUCAGCAGAUGUAAAAUCUCUGCGUCCCUUAAAAAUGGGUGGACUAAAGGUACAAAUGCCAAUGGAUGUCAAGAUAAUAGUAUAUGAGAAAACACACUUCGGAGGAUGGUCAAAAGAGUUUUCAGAAAACAUCAGUUCUGUCCCAGCCCUGUUUGGUAGUGAAGAAGAGUUUCGGGAAAUUGGAUCAAUACGUGUAAUUGGUGGAGUAUGGGUUGCCUAUGAUAAGGAGCGGUACAAAGGCCAUCAGUACUUGCUGGAGGAGGGAGAUUAUGAAGACAGACGCUCAUGGGGGGGAACUGACAGUGUCCUCCUGUCUUUCCGGUUCCUUCAGGCUGAUUUUAUAGAGUCGUCAGUGUCGCUUUUUCAGUCUGAUGAUGAAGAUGGUAAAGCGUUAGACAUCGUCAAUGAAGAAAUCCCUGAUUUGGAGCUGGCUGGAUUUGGUCCAGAGACAAGAUCGGUUCUUGUGAAAAGUGGAGUGUGGGUCGCAUAUCAGCAGAAAUAUUUCUGUGGAGAGCAAUAUGUGUUGGAGAAAGGAAAAUACAAAUGUUUCUUUGACUGGGGAGGAUCUAGUAAAAUCAUCAUGUCAAUUCGACCUAUUAAGUUGGAACCACUUGGAACGAGUGAGCCUCCACAUUUGCUCAAAGCUUUCAGUAAUACACAUUUCCAAGGAGCAUGUAUAGAUUUCACAGCAGAAGUUUCUGAUUUUACAUCAUUCAUACCAUGUUCUUUUAAGGUUCUUCGUGGAUGUUGGCUCUUGUAUUACCAAGGGGAAAUCGCUGACAAUCACUGUGUGCUGGAAGAAGGCCUCUACGUUGACCUCAGUUCCUGUGGCUGCCCGACCGCUACAAUCAAAUCCCUCAAGCCUAUUCAAUAUGUUUUUGCUGAGCCCUCCAUCAGCCUGUUCGCUCUGGAAUGCUGCAAGGGCAGAGAGCUGCACUUCAGUGAACCCGUCAAUUCUGUUUUGAAUGAGGACCUUCAUUUUUACACUCAGUCUGUAUGGGUGAGAAGUGGAUUGUGGAUUGCAUACGAAGGAUGUAAUUUUUUAGGGAAGCAGAUUCUCCUGGAGCCCAGUGAGAUUUCAAACUGGAAUGAACACAGCAGCUGGAAAGCCAUUGGCUCCCUUCGUCCCAUGAAGCAGCCGGCAGUGUACGUCAGAGUGAAGAACCAAGCCCAAGGUAAAUAUCUGACGGUCGCUGGAAGCCUGGCAGAUAUAAGAGCAACAUCAGUGUGCGCAGCGCCGUAUAAUGGCAAGAAUACCCAGAUCUGGCACUACUGCCGUGGACUCUUCAAAUCCAAGGCUAACAAUGCAUGUCUGGAUGUCAUUGGUGGCAGAGAUGUGCCUGGGGCCAAAGUCGUGCUCUGGGCUGAACAUGGAAAGGACAGACAGAAGUGGAGACUCAAUGAGGAUGGAACCAUCAGUUCAUACCUCAGCGAUCAGCUGGUGCUUGAUAUUAAAGGAGGAAAUUAUUAUGACAAGAAUCACAUCAUUAUGAAUGAGCCAAUAGAUGACAAACGGUCACAAAAAUGGGAUAUUGAAAUAUUGUGAGUAAAACCCACCACGCAGAUGGACUUUGGGAUAUUAACACCUAGAGGAGAAAAAAACCCACACUACUGAAGUCACACACCACUGGAACCUUAAGCAGCAACUCCUCUCUACUUUCCUUCAUGCCAAGCACCAACUCCUGAAAUAACUGAAUUUUGCACAAAUCCAGAAGAUGGGAGGUUGAUCUGAUGUCUGUCUGCAGGGAAGCUGAUUCUUUAGAAGCCACUUCUAUGAAAGUCACCAUUACUCUUCAUCUGAAGUAUUGACAGUGAAUGCAAAAGACCAGACAUAAGCUUUGCAGGAUGCAAAUGGCAAGAGAUAAUAUGGUAAUAUGAGAAAGGUAAUACGAAAAUACUAUAGAAGUGUUGUCUUUACCUCCCUCUUAAACUGAUGGAAGCUCACUGAGGAAUUAAUGCACUAAUGAGCCUGAAAAAAGUUGGGUUGGACUAUUGUGUCCCAAGUGAAACGGUGCAGGCUCCAAGCGAUCCUGAACCUGAAAUCAUGUCUUGCUAAAAUGCAAUUUAUUUUGUUCAUUAAGACAACUUUGAACUGCAGUUACCAGCUCAGCAUGUAAGAUGGAGCAGUAGAAACAACAACUUGCACAUCCCUAAUGUUACUGGUAGGCUGUUGCUUUUAUUACUUUCAACAAUACCAAAUUUCCAGAUUCGGAACUGGUUUUGUUGACCCGUGGCCUGUUCCCAAUCCAUGAAACUGGGAGUUAUCACUGAAGGUCACAUUUAACAUGGAGCCAUAUGUGCAUGUAUUAGAAGAGAAUAAACAGUCCUGGGUCAGGCUAGACUUCUACAAGGGCUACCUGCUUUUAGAGCAGUCGUGAUUUUAACUCUAGCUGUAUUUUGUUUUGAUGUAUAUAGAUUAAUUUAAUACAAUGUAAUUUCAUCUUGAAACCAUAUCUUCCUUCAGAAAAUAUUUUGCCCUAGUAUAUAUUUUCAAAGGUGCUAGCAGCCUGCAUUUCAAUGCUUGCUUCACGUUAGAAGACCAGCGUAACUGCAUGUUAAGCGUUACUGUGGCUCAUCACCAUCUAUGUCUUAUCCCAAAGGGUGAAGACUUGGAGCAAGGGUCAGAGCUGGGCCUGUCCCUGCCCCUGCUUGCUGCAGUGUCAGCACUCCAGCUGUCCCCCGAGACAGCCAGGGCCAGGGACCCGGCCGUGCUGCAGCUGUUGCAGCCUCAAACAGCAGGUUCCUCAGACAACACUGACAAAUACAGAGGGAACUGCAGAUGUGUGUAGGGCUGUGGACACCUGCCAUGGAAGAGAGGUCCCUUAGUUCGCUCACUGGUAACUUGAUUUGAUUUCAGUGUCACUACAUUGAUCUACUCCAUUGAAAAUGUAAGGGUUUUUCCUUAUUUGUAUAUUCAGGGUUAUGUAUUUCUAUAACUAUUUAAAGAGUUGAGGUUUGCUAAAGCCAGUAUUUUAGUUUCCCAAAGUUGUAACUAUUCCAGUUGUGCAUUCAAAAAGGAUUCAUCCCCAAACAAACACAUAACCCUAAAUUUGCCACAGAAAAAAAAUAUAUGGAUGUCUAUUUUUGUAUGAAAUGGAGUUCUGUAUAGUACUAUUUAAGAAGAAAAACUACUUGCACUUACUAUUUUACAUUCUAAAAUUAUCAUAAAUCUGCUGUUUAAGUAACAUAUCUUCAAAUAUAUGUAUAUAUUUUUCCAACUAAAGCACUUGUUUAGCUUUUUGUAUGUAAGUCAGUAUAUCAAAUGUUCUAUAUGUGACUUGCUAUCCAUCCGAAAUUUUAAAAGCCUGUGUAAAAUGUUCUAAUAUUUUAAACCAAGAAGGACUCAGUAAAGCAGGCUUUUGUACUCAAGAGAUCUGGAAUGUAAAAUGCUAAACAUGUAUGUUUUAAUUGUAUAAAAGUUUUUUUUAGGAGGAACAUUUUGCUGCUUGUUUUCUUCUUAAACUAAACCCCACAGUUUUUAACAGACAUCAAGGACAUUCUUCCUGUAAAGUAUCUCCUUUCAAAUGGAGAAAAAAGGGAUAAAAGUAUAUUGAGUAUGUGACUGUGCAUGCAAACAUGAGUUUGCAUAUUAAACAUUGAUGUUCAAGUAUUAAAAUCCCAUCAAACCCCA